This is a messenger RNA of Petromyzon marinus (sea lamprey), 917 nucleotides long. RefSeq names its product HemK methyltransferase 2, ETF1 glutamine and histone H4 lysine (gene HEMK2). NCBI's taxonomy places the organism in Eukaryota, Metazoa, Chordata, Hyperoartia, Petromyzontiformes, Petromyzontidae. The record is from RefSeq and is a predicted model, not a curated record. Gene Ontology annotation, molecular function: nucleic acid binding; S-adenosylmethionine-dependent methyltransferase activity; protein methyltransferase activity. Gene Ontology annotation, biological process: methylation. Gene Ontology annotation, cellular component: eRF1 methyltransferase complex.
GGUGAAGGAGAGCGCGAUGGGAGAGAGGCGGUGAGGGACAGCCGCGAGGGGACUGGGAAGUGCCGAGCUCCGCUCUAUGGCGAGAAGCGAGGAAGGUCCCCCCGGGGGGGGGGGGGUAGGAGCGUACGAGGGUCAGUCUCUCUCCACUGCUACUGCCGCGAUGCUGCCCACGCCGAGGUGGCAGGGUUUGGAGGGCCGCGUCUACGAGCCCAGUGAGGAUUCCUUCCUGCUCAUGGCGGCGCUGGAGGGCGACGCAGAGCGACUCCGUAGCAGCCGGUACCCCUCCACUGUGCCUCUGAUUUGCCUGGAGGUUGGCUCUGGGUCCGGAGUCAUCUCCUGCUUUGUUGCUUCUAUUCUGGGCUCCACAACGAGCUACCUGACCACUGACAUCAAUCACGAUGCUGCUCACUGCACAAGCGUCACGGCCUCGCUCAACCACGUGACGCUUCAGCCGAUCAUCACCGACCUGGUUCACGCGCUCCUCCCACGUCUCUCCGGCUCCGUCGACCUCCUGCUCUUCAAUCCUCCCUACGUCGUCACGGAAUCCAGCGAGGUGGGGCUGGGGGACGUGUCGAGCGCAUGGGCGGGUGGCGCGAGGGGUCGCGAGGUCGUGGACCGACUCCUCCCCCUCGUGGCAUCGCUGCUCUCCCCCUCGGGGGCGUUCUACCUCGUGUGUGAGCAGCACAACGCCCCCGGAGAGGUGAUGGCGUGGUUUCGUGAUCGUGGCUUCUCCUCAUCCUUGGUCAACUCCCAGAGAGCGGGAACAGAAAUCCUCUCUGUGCUGAGGAUUGAGCGUUCGACGUCAGAGAGACACACACACACACUCGGAUAAAUGCACACGGACUCAUAGAGAUGCACACAACAACCGCCAUUUGCCACUGAGUGGCAGUGAUGACACCAUGGCGCUUGUGCCAAGG